Trichoderma atroviride IMI 206040 is the source of this 1162-nucleotide messenger RNA. The record is from RefSeq and is a predicted model, not a curated record. NCBI's taxonomy places the organism in Eukaryota, Fungi, Ascomycota, Sordariomycetes, Hypocreales, Hypocreaceae.
UAGGUUUCCUUUCUUUUUUUUUUUGCUCUUCGUUUCCACGGUGCAAAAAGGCGUGCAGCGGGUUGACUUGCAGCCUGAUAGGGGGCUAACAGGCGCUAAAAAGUUCAUGUUCAGGGUCGUCCAUCGCUAGGGUAAGCCUGGCAGGUGGUGCCAGAGCGCUGUAGCAGCGGCACUAGCGCACCAAGCUGCCUAUAGCGAGGCGGCAGAUGCUGACCUGAGAAAAAAUUGCACAACGCAGGGCUUGGAUCAAACCAUGAACAUGUAAUCAACCAGGCAGGCUAGUAUCAUGGCAUUAGUAAAAUGCUUGGGUGGGCUGGGGAUUUAUUACUGCUGCUGCUGCUGCUACCACUACCUACUACUGCUAAUUAUUUCAUGGUGGUUAUUACCUCUAUUUCGUUUUAGGGUUGCUUUGUUGUUCUGCGUAAUUCCGUCAGUCUAUCUGGUACUUAAAACUUGGCACAUCCAAAGGUGUUUAAUCUGCCUCUAAAGCGUCAGCGAGUGACAGGCACUACCUCGCUAGGUAGGUAGGUACCGGUACCUCAUUGCGGAGCAAAGGAGACAAAGCGAAAGGCGUCUUUGUGGUCAAGAGCCAUCGCAUUUCCGUGGUCUCCCCUCUGGCGUUUGCUGCUGAAAGGGGCCGUUGCAAGUACCCUGUACCCCAUCCCACGAUAAGCGCUGACGGCCUCAGUGCCCCGCCAUGUAUCGGCUACCAGUGACGUAUGUAGGGCUGCGCAGACUUCUACAGCGUUUCCAACCCGCGCACUUUGUAUUGAAUAUCGCGUUUUUCUUAUCAGUGCCAGGCACCCAAAAUAGGCACCCAAAGGCAGCCUGCGCUGCCCGCCUUAUACAGGCAGUAGUAGCAUGUUUUUCAUUGUGGCGGCUAAGCCCACUAGGUCCUAUCUGUAUUUCCUCAGAAAGUGAGAUCAGAAUCCUUCGCAUCAAGGGGCUUGAAGAAUAGAUAUCAACCAUCUGCCAUCUUACUCCGUCCUUCCGACUUGGGAGGAUUAAGAAUACCUUACGUGAUUGGAAUUGUAGACAGGCCAGAAGAGCUCCUCGGUGAAAGUUUCAUUUGAAUCCAGACAAGGGAGGAAUAGCCGGAUACAUGUAUUAUCGCUCAACUUUAUUGAUUGUUGCCCCCUACCUACCUAUGGAACGAUGGAAG